Anopheles cruzii is the source of this 3187-nucleotide messenger RNA. RefSeq names its product lysine-specific demethylase 3A (gene Kdm3). Gene Ontology annotation, cellular component: histone deacetylase complex; chromatin. The coding region runs from base 101 to 2929 and encodes 942 amino acids. Gene Ontology annotation, biological process: regulation of transcription by RNA polymerase II. The record is from RefSeq and is a predicted model, not a curated record. Gene Ontology annotation, molecular function: transcription coregulator activity; histone H3K9 demethylase activity; chromatin DNA binding. NCBI's taxonomy places the organism in Eukaryota, Metazoa, Arthropoda, Insecta, Diptera, Culicidae. The transcript has a single exon.
GUCAGGUAACAAUCAGUUUAAUGUCUGACUGCUACCAUGAAACGUAAUUUGUAAUUUGCCGAGCAUAUUUAGUGUCCAACCCAACGCAGUGAAGUUUAAAAUGAAACGUAACAACGGUGUAGACGCACUCGAUGCGACCAAGAAGCGUCGCAGUACAGUUAAAAAAAAACAACGCUCUACCGAACGGUUCCUACAGAAUACGCCCUGCUACAAAAUAACGCCACGAGUGCCCCGAUGCCGUGAAUGUCGUCGUUCAGCGGCAGCACGUACGCGCGACGCACUCGCCGGACGCACAGAUGAUGAUCUAUGUCGAUUCAUUGCGUUCCGUAAAUUGAGAUACAACGAAGAAGGCUUGCUGGAGGUGACCGGAUUUGCUGACCCCCGCUUGGAUCCUAAGGAGGCGGACAUUAGCUUGUGGAGCUCCAAUUUCAAAGAAGUGCCAUUUAAUCUAUCGAAGCAAGCAGCUGUAUUUUUACUUGGUCAACUAGGCCACAAGUUUUGCGAACUGUUUCAUCAGGAAAUGGAAGCACGCUUUGAGCAUAUGUCUGAAGAUACAACCAUAGCCUGGAGGCAAGCCGUGCGAGGGGUACGGGAGAUGUGUGACGUGUGUCAGACGACGCUCUUUAACUACCAUUGGGUUUGCACUAGUUGCGGUUUCGUUGUAUGCCUCGACUGUUAUAAAUGUAAAAAACGCGGCUUUCCGAUGAUACAAACCACUACGAAGGACAAAGAUGACGCAGGUUGGUUUAUGUGCAGUAUGACGAAGGAACCGCACAUCCAGUCUCUCCUUAUGAGAGCACAAAUUAUACCGGGAGACUGUUUCUACCAGUUGGUGCAACAAAUGCACGGAAUUUGCGCACUGUUCCAGAUCCCCCUUGAUUGCGAGUGCCCGCUCAGCCAAGAGCCACGGUUUCGAAAAAUGAUCCAUGAUGAACGCGAAUUCGAGUUUCGCGCGCCGGACGAUGCAAAUACGCUGUCGAGCAAUGGGAACGAAUCACAUAGCGAAAACAGUGAUCGCCCACCGGUGGAUGAUGAACGUACAGCGAAAAUGAUGGCAAUGACAAUCAAAGAUAUCGAUCAAUUGGUGACGAAACUGGAAGGCGAAGGUUCGGAUGGUAAACCUGCCUACCUGCUGAAAGCCUAUAGCAUUUCGUUAGCAAAGCGAUUUAUUUCAAACGAACAAACACAAACAGGCGAAAGCAAUUUCGUGCCAUGGGAUGACGCUAGCGACGAGGCGGGUACGUUAAACGAAAACGGUGGACAUCUUUCUUCUCAACGUCCACUCGAAGCAAAUAAAGCGAACACGGUAGAAGUCUUAUCAAUUAGUGCGAAACCGUCACCCGCUCGCACAUCUUAUCAUAUCUUUCCAUCCCUUGACUGGCGAACAUUGAUCCUGAUUUUCCAACAAAUUAUAAAUUUCCACAAUGAGAAUGGCACAUUCAGCAUAAAUCGAUCGAUGGCCACGAUCGACGAGGACGGAUCGAUGGCCGCAUCGAUGGUAACAUUUCCUGGGCGUGUAAUCAUUCAACGCCAUCUGAUCCAGCAGUUUUUGAUCGGUUUUUUGGGAGAUUUUGAGUUCCUGAGCAGUGAGCACAACACAGAUGAUCUCUACGUUGGUGACAACACCCUUAGCUACAACCUGCACAGCAAGGAAAAUCAGCAUCAGUUCCGGAAGGGCGAAAGAACUAUGUCGUUAGAUGAAUCGUCCGCCAUGUAUCCAGGUGCGGCGCACGAGUGGCUUUGCAAUGGGAAGCUUCUGCGCUUGCUCAAUCCGCGCAGCUCUGUUAACUAUAAUAUGUUUCACGAUCAAUGGGAACGCGGCCAACCGGUCAUGAUUUCGUCAGUGUCCAGUUUGAUGAACAUGGAACUCUGGACGCCCCAGUCAUUCGAGCGUGACUUUGGAGAGCAGCCGUCCGAUUUAAUCAACUGUGUGAACGGGAAAAUCGUAACAGGUUACCCGUUGCGCGUGUUUUGGGAAGGUUUCCAGUCGGUCGAUUACCGAUUACUCGAUGAGCACAAAUGUGCUAUGACGCUGAAGCUAAAGGAUUGGCCACCGGGUGAUGACUUUGCCGAGAUGAUGCCAUCCCGAUUCGAAGAUCUGAUGCUAUCGCUUCCGGUGCCGGAGUACACGCAGCGUAGGGGUUGUUUCAACCUGGCUAGCAGAUUGCCUGGUUUCUUCGUACGACCCGAUCUUGGACCAAAGAUGUACAGUGCAUACGGGUCAACCCGGAACCCACCCAAAGGCACCACCAGUCUGCAUCUCGAUAUUUCUGACGCCGUCAACGUGAUGGUGUACGUCGGAACACCGGCAGGUGAAACGCGGGAACAAUACAAUCGAAAGGUACUAGAAUUGAUCGGUACUGACGACUGCGAUAUGCAAACGCGUCGCCGAAUCAAUGAGCGGGAGGAACUACCGGGUGCACUGUGGCACAUUUAUCACGCGCAGGAUGCGGAUAAGAUACGCUCGCUCUUGAGGUGUAUAGUUCGUGAACGGGGAAAUAAUAUCCAACCAAAUCACGAUCCAAUUCACGACCAGAAGUGGUACCUCGAUGCGAACAUGCGCAAACGAUUGCUACAGGAGUAUCAGGUCGAGGGUUACUCGAUCGUGCAGUGCGAGGGUGACGCCAUCUUUAUACCGGCCGGUGCUCCCCAUCAGGUUCUAAACCUUUACAACUGCAUCAAGGUGGCGGAGGAUUUUGUGUCACCGGAAAAUGUAUCUUAUUGCUUCCAGCUAACGAACGAGUUCCGAUACCUGAGCAAGACUCACUCAAACCAUGAGGAUAAAUUGCAGAUUAAAAACAUCGUCUAUCACACGGUCAAAGAUGUGGUGUCCAAAAUUGCCAAGCCAUUAAUCAUAAUGGCAGACGCUGAGCGUCCUGGGAAUACGGUGAAUGUAGGGAAUGAUCAGAGCCUUCAAACCAAUGUAUGAUAGUCGAGAUUUUGUAAGCGGCUCAGUUAAAACAACUCGUAAUGAUGUGGGCUGAUGCAGUUAGACAAAUGAGAGAUGUACUGGGGUUAAUUCAAUUCAACAAUUUUUAAUAAGUUCAUUAAUACACUACACUGCAGUGUAGUUUCGGAUGUCAGUGGUCUAGUCAAGGAUAACUUCCCACGCUCGCACCCCAGAGGCUGGUGCCAGCGGCCGAUUAGCAGACUACUAACACCCACAUUUAUUGUAAAUAAAAAUCAA